Messenger RNA from Pecten maximus, 1312 nucleotides. Its product is annotated as tereporin-Ca1-like. Gene Ontology annotation, molecular function: channel activity. The transcript has 3 exons. Gene Ontology annotation, biological process: monoatomic cation transport; pore complex assembly; cytolysis in another organism. Gene Ontology annotation, cellular component: pore complex. The coding region runs from base 81 to 686 and encodes 201 amino acids. The record is from RefSeq and is a predicted model, not a curated record. Lineage: Eukaryota; Metazoa; Mollusca; Bivalvia; Pectinida; Pectinidae.
UUAUCAGAUAUACUCCCCUCGUGCUAUCAUAGCUUUCAACCAGCUGAAGUAGUUUCAUUUGAAAAUUGUUCCUUGGCAUCAUGUUCGAAGGUUUUGUGGCAGCGGUUGCCGCUGGAUCCAGUUUGGCAGGUUCGACAGUAAGUGCCCUGACAGCUAGCGGUGGAUACAGUGUUGCCUGUGGGAUAGAAACUGCCAACUGGACAAAAUAUACAUUGGAGAAACCCAUGGCAUUCAAUAAUGGUGGACUAAUUAAAACACCGCCGAUCGAUAUUCUUCCUGGUGUUAAGGAGGCAAUGAUAACACAUAAGACUGGAGGAACUGCUACCGGGACUUAUGGCUCAGUGUCCUGGGUUGUCAAGGACCGGCGCGUGGUGGUCAUGUGGUCAGUGCCGUUCAACCAUGACUACUACACUAACUGGCUUGCUGUUGGUCUCACUAAACCUGGCUUCACUGCGCAUGACAAAGCAUGGUAUGACACCAUGUACUACCACUCCAACACGCCAAUUUUAAAGUUUAAUAGAAAAAACUUUUAUGAGAAUGUCAACCCUGUUACUUUCUCAGAUGGAGAUUUCGAAGUAGAAGGAAACAUGGGAUCAACACACAUCGCGAACGUACAUAUUAUUGUCAGGCCGUGCAACAAAAGGGACUACGCUCAAUCACUUCUCAAAGUCUUUGAAAAAAAGUAAAGGUUCUAUCCUUCCUUUUAAUAAUUAAAAAAGGAAAACAAAUUAUACCUUACUGUUUAAUCUAUGUAAUCACCCAUUUGUCCUUUGAGUUAAACAAAUUACAUGCGAGGACUACUUACUUUCUGUACAUACAUCGAAAUAUACUACGUAUUGCUUGGUGCACGUUAGCUGGAUUUAUGAUGACAAUUAUACGUUGCAGAUGAUAUAUUUUCUGUUAACUUGCAACAAAGUUAUUUCUUUUCAUAUUCAUUUCUGUCAGAAUGAUUUAUUACUAUUAUCUAAAUGUAGGUACUUUUUACAUUUUGAAGUAUGUUUUUAUAAUUCAUUUUCCAGUGUUGAUAGGCUUUAGAUAAGACGUUCUGUUAACAUUUACCUGUUAUUGUAACGCAAGCCAUAUCACCAUGCGUAUACACCUUUAAGUAUUCACGUUGGCCUACACUUCUUAUUAAUUUACUUCUGAAAAAAUACUUGAAGUAUACACUGUAUAACAUAGUCCUAAUGCUUUACUGAUGUUGUAUAUGUGCCUAUAUGUUAUUGCCGAAUUGUAAAUUAUACUGUAUAUCAAGUUAAUGUGAAAACAGUUCUUGUUGCUAUCCGACUCACUAUAUAAAUGGAUAUUAACCAAA